Messenger RNA from Aphanomyces invadans, 1440 nucleotides. RefSeq lists its product as hypothetical. The record is from RefSeq and is a predicted model, not a curated record. Gene Ontology annotation, molecular function: ribonuclease T2 activity; RNA binding. Bases 1 to 1347 code for a protein of 448 amino acids. The transcript has a single exon. Lineage: Eukaryota; Oomycota; Saprolegniomycetes; Saprolegniales; Verrucalvaceae.
AUGGGCUUCGCCCACCGUCACUUCUACUUCUACUUUUAUUACGAGAACCUCAGUCUUCUCAACUCCGUGUUUUCCCUUUGCUACCUGCCCCUCCAACUCCUCGAACGACGAUCGCACUUUCCUUUUUGCAGCCUCGUCACCAUGGUCAAGCUGUCUGUUGUUGCCCUCGUCGCGUCUGCUGCGUCGGCGGCGUUUCCUGUCAACUGGGGCGCCCAAGAUGUGUGGGUCCACACGAGCAUUUGGUAUCCCGGCCACUGCACGUGCUUUUGCCAGCCUUUGUGCUCGCACCCAACCGAAGUCAUGAAGACGAACCUGGUGUCCGGGAACCUCAUUCCCCGCUACAACGACUAUUCCGUCCCGAUCUGUAACGAACCCAUCCAGUUCUUUCCACCGGCAGCCAUCUCGGCCGUCGGUCAAGUUGCCCUCCAGAACGCGUACCCGGUGGGGUUCUCCCGCAAUGUCCCGGACAUGUGGUCCCCCACCGUCCCGGAAGGCAACGUGCCCAACUUUGGCUACCCCUGCGGUGGGCUGUACCCCGAAACGUACCUCCGCACGGUUGUCCAGCUGACCAACAGGCUCAAGACGCCCCUGCUCAUCACCAACAACAUUGGCAAGAAGUUGGCGAUCACGGACAUGGCAGCGGCCUUCAAGAAGGACUGGGGUGCGGAAGUUGUCUUGAUGUGCCUUGAUGGCGCGUUCUCGGACGUCCUGACGUGCUGGAGCAAGAAGACCACCGCCAGUGGCGAAGUGAUCCCGUCCAGGAUCAUUGCGUGCCCUCCUGGUAUUGCUAUCACGAGCUCAUGCACGAACGCCACCACGAAAAUCCUGCCGUAUGUGCUCCCGACCGUCCCUCCGACUACUGCCCAACCGACCACAACGGUGGUGACCCCCGCCCCCACUUCGAAGCCCACGACGACGUCUAGAACCACCAAGAAGCCUCCGACGACUGCCCCUACUACAACCGUGGCCCCGACGCCUGCCCCGACCCCCGCUCCAACUCCCGCCCCCACCGAAAUCCCCAGUGAAGUCGACAUCUGGGUCAAAUUCUUCCAACGCAACGCUCGCUGUGCUAUCUUUGGCGAAGACACUUGCUCCUACUGCGCGAUGGCGAAGGCCCUCUUGACGUCCAAGAAUGCCAGGUACGACUACUUUGGCGUGUGGCUCGACAAUCCGGACCACAUCCCGAGCGGCAUGGACGUGUACAACUCGCUCUUCCGCGUGACCAAGCAAGACACACUGCCCAACAUUUGGAUCGGUGGCAAGUUUAUCGGUGGCUACGACGCCUUGAAUUUGCUCGAGACGACCGGCCAGCUCGACCAGAUGCUCAAGGACGCCAGGUGCACGUAAAUUGCAUGUGAAGCAGUGUGUGGAAAAAGUGUUGUCGCGUUAAUCACGAUCGAGUUUCUCGACGGACGUCAUCGUCCAAUGUCAAACGGUGCA